GACCGUGCGGCGGCGGCUGGUGACGUGCGCGGAGCCGGGGCGGCGGACCUUUGCCAGACGGGGUGCGGCGGAGGCCGGGGCUUCUUCCCCGCUACGCGUGGGUUCGCCUUUCCUCCCUGGGCCAGGCUCUGUGUUCAAGGUUUCCUUUUUGUUAACGUAAAUACUUCAGUCAAGGCAAAUCAAAAUAAGGUGGCACAACAGAAGCUAUCUUAUUAAUUGAAGAAAUACUAUCAAUGAUUAUAUUUCCCAUUGGGAGUAAAACCUGGAGACAAAGUUUUCUUACUUUAAGCAGUUUUAAUGGCAGAAAAAAGAGAGCCUUAUAGUGUAGAGGAAGCAAUGGAGCAACUGAUAGCACCUGGUGGACAAAAAUGGGUCAAUAUGGAUCCAGAAGAACGGAUGUUAGCUGCAGCUACAGCUUUUACACAUAUCUGUGCAGGGCAGGGUGAAGGAGAUAUAAGGAGAGAGGCCCAGGCUGCCCAGUAUGAUCCCUACAGUAAAGCCACAAUAACACCAGGAAAGAGACCUGGUCUUCCUGUGCAACUGCACUACCCACAUACAGGAGGCCAUUCAUCAACAGUUUCAGAGGCUUCCCACAAAUGGAGAAAGCCAGUGAUGAAGAGAAAGGUGCUACGCAGAAAGCCAGAUGGGGAAGUACUAGUGACAGAUGAGUCUGUUAUCAGUGAAUCUGAAUCUGGUGCAGAGAGUGAUGUAGAUCUCUGGGACUUGAGACACAGGCUAAUGAACCUGCAAUUCCAAGGAGACACAGAAUCCCCAGUUGACACUUCACAAAAAUUUAACCUGCCAUGUGAAUACCAAGGGAUUUCACAAGAUCAGCUCAUUUGCUAUCUACAAAGAGAAGAAAUGGGCCCUCCCGUUUAUGAACAAGACUUGAUUGUUGCUAGCAGACCCAAGUCCUUUAUUCUCCCCAGACUGGAUCAGUUAAGCCGAAACCGUGGAAAGAUAGACCGAGUAGCCAGAUAUUUUGAGUACAAAAGGGAUUGGGAUUCAAUGCGGUUUCCUGGUGAAGAUCAUAGGAAGGAGUUGCGCUGGAAUGUCCGAGAACAAAUGCUUUCCCGAACAGAACCCCAGUCCAAGCCUCAACAUGUAUAUGUUCCAAACAACUACCUAGUGCCAACUGAGAAGAAAAGAUCUGCCCUCCGUUGGGGUGUCCGUUGUGACCUUGCAAAUGGUGUCAUGCCCAAGAAGCUUCCCUUUCCUCUUUCUCCUUCUUAAGUCUUUUUUUUUUUUUUAAACCUCUCUCCCCUUCCACAGGAUUUAGUGAUAAUCUAGUUCUUUAGCUCUUCUAAAUACAACUGACUUGAAAAGCCUACAGAUCAUAGACUAAGGACUUUACUGGUUCUUCCUAGGUUUGCUAUGCCACAUAGGUAUCAUACAGCACUUUCAUUGCUAAAUUGCCCCUCUCAAAUACAAUUGAAAGGCGGAAAAACUACCUGAAAUUUGGAUUUUGUCAAAGUUGUGCCAUUUUUGAAAAGACUUGUAAACUGUGGUGGUUCUUUUAAAUUUAGUGGGUAUUAAGCUCAUCUAUUAAAGAAUUUUAGAAAAAUA
Molecule: messenger RNA, 1566 nt
Organism: Meriones unguiculatus (Mongolian gerbil)
Lineage: Eukaryota; Metazoa; Chordata; Mammalia; Rodentia; Muridae
Gene: Hyls1
Product: HYLS1 centriolar and ciliogenesis associated
Exons: 4
Coding region: 298-1233 (311 amino acids)
Biological process (GO): cilium assembly
Cellular component (GO): centriole; non-motile cilium
Source: RefSeq, a predicted model, not a curated record